This is a messenger RNA of Osmia lignaria (orchard mason bee), 3409 nucleotides long. RefSeq lists its product as uncharacterized. The record is from RefSeq and is a predicted model, not a curated record. Gene Ontology annotation, molecular function: protein binding. Lineage: Eukaryota; Metazoa; Arthropoda; Insecta; Hymenoptera; Megachilidae.
AUAAACUUGGACGAUCUGUCUGUUGACGGGUUAGUCGCGAUUAAACCGUUUACCAGGUUAUUCGCGCGAAUAUAUCGUACACAUUAUUAUCUAUAAUAAUUCGAACGCGAAAAUGUUUCGAUCCUGCGUAUCGAUCGUGUUGCUGAUGUCGUCGGUGACGAUAGCAAGCUCCGAAGAGGAGGCAACGUGUCAGGAAAUAAACGGUUACACAGUGUGCCAUCGCAAAGGAACCUUACUGCACGUCAGUCAACAAGAAUUCGAGGAAAGACUUGAAAUUCACGAUUUAAACCUGUUGGCGAUCCGAGAAAACACCUUUAACAAUAAUUUAACCACGACUAGACUGAGCUUUGCUCUGGGUAAUAAGCUGUCUGUAUUGAAACGCGAAUCGUUUCGUGGCUUGGAUAAGUUGGAAAAGCUCGACUUGGACAGCAACGUGGUAACUUUGUCGGCGAACCUGUUCGCCGAACUUGGACAGCUUCGCUCGUUAUCGCUGAUCUUUAACAAGAUCAAGGAUAUACCGAAAGAUACGUUUGCUGCUCUGUCGAAUUUGAUGUGGCUCUAUUUGGGUCACAACGACAUCGAAUCGAUCGACAAGGAGUCUUUCUCAGGAUUGUCCUCCUCUUUGUUGUUCCUCUGGUUGAAUGACAAUAAAAUCAGUAACAUCGAGGCUGGUACAUUUAACGAAAUGCCUGAAUUGAGUCGUCUUCACUUGGAAAACAAUAAAUUGACUACUAUACGAGCUGGUAGCUUUCGAGGACUACAUAAAUUGGACGGCUUGUUUUUGGAUCAUAAUCAACUGACCAGCAUCUCGAGGAAUGACUUGAAGGGUCUAAUUGGUCUAAGGAUUUUGUACCUACAGUCGAAUGAAAUUUCUACGAUAGAAGCUGGAGCGUUUUCGCAUCUGGAACAGUUAGAACAGCUGGAUCUUAGGAAGAACAAAUUGAUAAGCCUUUAUUCGGAAACGUUCGAUGGAUUGGCUAGUUUGAAGAAAUUUGAUUUAUCCAAUAAUUUGAUCAAUUUUGUGGAUCCAGGUACGUUUGCUGCACUUUCUGCGUUGAAGACCCUCAAUCUUGCCAACAAUAAUCUGAGCAGUGUCGAUAGAAAGAGCUUUGGAUUGACUUCUUUGACGAUGCUCUACACCUAAGGAUAUCGUAAUAUGUACUACCUGAAAGCAGUACCAGUACAUACAUACAAUUGAAACAAAGAAUUACGACUAUGCAUGUAUUAUAUUUUAUUUGCUUCUAAAUUGAGUGAAAUUUUACAAGAAAAUUUUCCGUUUUGUAAAACGGAAAAUGGUAAUAAAAAAUGUUGCAGUUGACAAUUUUUCUGUUCAUCAGUUAAAUUAUUAACUUUUCGCGUACCAUUUUCCAAUAACGGUAUCUCGUUAAUCUUUGUUGCUGACGUUAGAUCAAGCAAUGUAAUAAAUUAUUCUUCGAAUAUUUUAAUCUUUGAUUUAUUAUUUAUAAUUUUCUGGAAGAUUGGUAGUGUUUUAAUAUACGAGUAUAUGUAUAAAUAAAGUAAGCAUUUCAACUUCUGUAAAGUAAUAAUCGUUAUAUUAGGGGGAAGGGACAUGGGAAAGGUUUCCAAAAGCAAAAGGUGUUUUGCACGGUGAAGAAGGAAAACUUGAGAGAAGUUGAAAGCAAACGGGAUGCACCACGGCCCUUUAGAGUCAAAAACGCACGCGGAGAGUACCCAGAAAAGAAAAAGAAAAAGAAAAAGGAAAAGGAAACGCUUUCGCUCGAAAAAUCACACAGCGCGUUAACAGAAUAGAGGUUGGGAUUAAGAAAUGUUUGUAGAGAAGGGAAGAAAUCUAUAUUCGAAGGGUGUGGAUGCAUGUGGUAGGUGGUGGAACUUUUUGAAACGCGACAUGUCAUCCUUACAAUCGAGAUUCGAUAUUUAUUACAAGGGGACUGCUAAAGGCGUAGUUUAAUCGACGCGACAGGAGCCGAUUGAGAACGGUGAAAGUGUACCUUCAAGUACUCGACAUUGAAAAAUCAGAUAUUAUUAUUAUUAGAAAUGUUGAUAAAUAUUAGAUAAUUGAAAGAAUGGAUAAUGAAAAAUUGUCAAUAGGUUUGAUCGUAAGACAUUGUAGACAGAGGUAGGGAAAAUGUUUAUAGUAGAAAACAUUCUGUACAUUUGGAUUGCAGGAAAGCAGAUACCUAAAUACUUGUCUCUCGGUAUCUAGUACCGAGGAUACUCCGAGCUUGAUUCGCAACGGUGCGAUACAUUGAAAUGUUAUUCGCUGCUCCAGUCUCUAGAACGUGACUGGAAACGACGAAUUAGACCGUUUGAAAAGCGUAAAAUUAUGUUUGAACGAGGCGUGAAUGCGAUGUCGAUGCUCUCAAUCGAGCUUUAAAUUGUUUAACAUUCAUUUGAUUGUGGCUUGAUGAACCAGACUGGCGAAAGGAAAAUGUUUAAGUGCUUUCAAACAGUUACCGAAGGAAAUUUUGCUUUUCACCUUCGUAAGUGAAUCACCUAAGUAAAUUCAAAGUACAUAUAACAAAAGUUAACUGGUAACCGCUUAGUCGAGGGUUACGUGCUUUCUAUUAUAGCUACGAUUUAUUACAGCUCGCGUCGAUAGCUGGCUAGAUGCAGCCAGUCGAGCCAAUUAAAUCGAACUUCUGCCGUUGCAGAAUCGUGUCGAUACCGUAAAAGAGAUCCUUUUUAAUUUUUUAUUAUUUUCGUUGCUCUAAAACAGCAUUUAGAUGAACGAUUUGUAAGAAGAAAAAGAAAGGAACCGAUAGAAAUCGUUGAACCGACAUUUGAACCCGGAUCUUUCGUUUGCUAGAGAAUCGGCCAAACCAAUUAAGCCAUCCAGACGCGUCGAUAUCUUCUUUUUGUAUCAAUUUAACGUUUGAACACGGCUACCAUUUACAGACACCGAAUCAGAACUGUGAAAGUCGGUAAACUAGUCGGAUUUUUUUUUUUUUUUUUUUACAGAAUCAUUACUUACUUAAUGAAACUUUCUUACCUGGAUCAGUAGUAGCUAAUCGAUCUUUGACCGUUGCGUUUUCGAGUGAACCACAGUGAAAGGUUUAAAUUGUAGAUUGUCGUCAAGUUAACCGAGGUCAGGGACAGUUUUAAGCCAUCUUGAAUCACUCUGUUAUACAAGUAGUUUGUGCAACGUUCAUCAAACUCCAUUCAGUCGUACGAUGGAAAUUUGAAGAAAGCACCGUUUUCUAUUCACCCCUCUCUUUUUCUUUCAUCGAUUCAGGCUAGACAGAAUAAAAGAGAAAGAAGGGAGGAAUAAUUAUUGAAACAGACGAGUAGGGUAACAGUUGCAUAUUUAGUGGUGACGGUUAAAGAAGAAAGGUUUCGCUUUGCCUCGCUUUUUAUAUUAUUCCCUGUUUCUGAAAUGAAUGUUCAUCGUUACAUGGUAAAAAUAAAAAAGAAAAACGGAAUCGAGAAA